CUUGAGACAAUUGACUUCAUAAAAAAAUUAGUUUGCAUAUAAAAGUCCACCCCGUUGCGAAGCGUGGCACAGCGCCUAGUAACAGUGAACAGUACAAUAAAAGAAGUUCCUUAAUUUCCACUCGAAUAUCCCAAGAUACAAUGUUUGCUAUUACUGCGUUGUUCGCUGUUCUAUUUAUCUGCGCUCUUCCAAGAGAUGCCUCCUCAGAGACAACUUGUCAGACCCACAAGCGCAAUUCUGCUAGUGUCAAUUCUCCGGUAAAAUGGGACAUCCAGUGCGACGCCCAAGGCAACUACCUGCCCUUGCAGUGCACGAUCCAAACCCCUAAAUGGUGCGCAUGCUACGACAAAGAAGACAUGGUUGCACAGCCAUCCAAAGCUACCAAGUCCUGUGAGUGCCAUUUAGCCCGAGCACAUGCAAUAAAAUCCGGAAAAACUCUCUGCGAGACCCCUGUUUGUGAGAGGAAUGGACAUUUCCAGAAGAAACAGUGCUGUGACAUCACAAGAGAAUGCCGCUGCGUCGAUCCUGUCACGGGUCAGAACACUGUCCAGCCCCAGAAGAACCUGAACCUGCACUGCCCAUGAUCGCUUUCUCUACAAUUUUCAUGUACCUAACACUUGUUUGUAUGUGUUUUUUAUUGUUAAAUAAAUAAAUAUUUUUUAAAUGGU
Molecule: messenger RNA, 668 nt
Organism: Argiope bruennichi
Lineage: Eukaryota; Metazoa; Arthropoda; Arachnida; Araneae; Araneidae
Product: U24-ctenitoxin-Pn1a-like
Exons: 5
Coding region: 141-584 (147 amino acids)
Source: RefSeq, a predicted model, not a curated record